AUGGCAUCGUUGGAUCAUUCAAGGCAAAGAAUAGUAUAUCUAAUUACGUAUAGUCGUGCAGAUACCUCCAAGUUUCCAAGUAAAGAGAGUUUCUCGUCAGCUAUUGUAGAAGCCUGGCACCAUUUUGGCAUUAGAGUAAUACAGUGGGUUACUUGCAUCGAGGCACAUAACAACAACAAUGAGUGUACGAGUGGAGACGAGAUGAAUCUAUAUCAUUACCAUAUGGCCUUAAAAUUAGCGAAGCGGGGAGAUGGCUUCAAGUACGAAACUACUUGGACGAGAAGUUUGAGUUCAAGUGAAUUUUAGUGACAACCAUAAUUCGUACUACACAGCCUACCGGUAUGUCACCAAGGAAGAUCGUGAAGCGUUACACUCCUCUGGACAUCCUGACCUUACUGAUGCGGUUCCACGGACCGAAGCUGCAAUAACUUCUCGGAAAAGAAAGGCAAAAAGACAAGGGCAAAGGCCAGGUAAAAAAAAAAAGGAAGUCAAAGAUCGGAGCGUCUCAGUGUUUACGAUGUCUGUCAGAUAGUUCAACACAAGGGUAUAACGUCACGGCUAGAACUCGUUUGCUUGGCUGUUGAACAAAAUCGAGAGGGUAAAAGUUCUCUGGCACAGUUUAUCGCAAACCGGGGAAAUAAAGCAGUAGAGGAAGCUAUGGAGUUAGCGAAAGAAUUUGCCGAAGCAGAGGCAAAGUGUCUCCGGGCUAAGAAGACCAGGAUCGAGUUAUUACAAGAACAAACUACAGGCGAAUGUGUCCAUGGUUGUGGGGGGAGGUGGUUAGAAGCAGCUCAGCAAUUAUUGCAAAGGCACAAUAAUACAAAAGAAGAUUAUUGUACCGCAAUUUACACGGCUUUGAGUAAGGGAAGAGGAAAGUACAGAAAUAUCUUUAUUUAUGGCGACACAAAUUGCGGCAAAUCGUUUAUCUUAGCUCCGUUGAAGGUCAUUUAUAAGACCUUUUGUAACCCCGCCACUGGUUCAUUUGCUUGGCUAGGAGCAGAGGACGCGGAGGUAAUUUUCCUCAAUGACUUCCGCUGGCAUCCCAAAAUUAUUGCCUGGGCUGACUUUCUACAGGCUCUGGAAGGCGACACAGUGCACUUGCCGACCCCGAAAAACGUAUGUAGCCGAGGUUUGGAACUAAAUAAAGACACCCCAUUUUUCGCCACCUCUGAUGCUCCUUUGGUUUUAAUUAAAGCUGGAGCAAUUGACAGCACUAACACUCGUAUCAUGAAUGUGAGGUGGAGAUUCUACCACUUUUGGAACCAAAUACCACCGAGGAACAACAGGAGUUAAUUCCAUGUGGUCGCUGCUUUGCUAAGUUUAUUUUGGACAACGCACGCAACGAUGCGUUGCUAUAGAGACACUGAGACAUUUCUCAGUAAUGAUCAGUAACAUUUCUCACUAGAGAAAAGUGGUUUUUGAAGGUAUUAUGCCAAUUUGUUAACGCUAUUUUAGCGCUAAGAAAGUCUCUGUUAUGCCCUUGUGAUAAAACGGGUAUUUGUUCUCGCAUUCCUGCAGAUAUGUGAAAAUAAUUGACAUUUCUCACCUUGAAAUUAAAAAAAAACAAAACCUUUAAUUAAUCUUUUAUAGUCGUUUCAGUGAGAAAUGUUCAAAAAAGCGCCGCAAACUGCCUAUGUUAACAAGAAACGAGGGGAAAAGAAAAUUAAGACAUUGACAAGCCACACAAGAGUUUAUUUUCAAGAAAUAUAGCUCUUUGUGAAUUACAAUUCAAACAAAACGGCCUCGUAGACAAGUGAGAAAUAAGGUGAGAACUGUUCAACGUAUCUGUCACGCAAUGCCCUUUCCUAAAAUAAUAACCUUUCAGAGCAAUUUUACAGUCAUCACAGUUUCUUGAAAUGGAACAAAGUUGCCCUUGACGUUGAGUAAAAACUUCUUAAGUCUUGGAAAAUGUAAUAGAUAGUGUGGACCGCUGUAUCGAGGCACUCCAGUCAAUAUUUUGUUUUGUGACCUUUGGACGCCAGUACAGCUUCAAUUCUGCGAGUCGUACUUAAAAUUAGUUUAUCGAUAUCCUCGAUAGGAAAAUUAUCAAAGGCUCUCAAAACCCGAGCGGUGAACUGUUCAAAUGACUCCUUUGUAAUAUUCUGUGUUACAGCUUCUUCAUCCAAGUGACAUUUGAUUUGGUUGAAUAAAUUUUCUAUGCAAUGGAUAUCUGCGCAGCGAGGAGGAAGUUUAAGUAACUCCGCCUCAAUUUCCUCUAGGGCCUCCUUCGCACGCUUGCUUGUCUGGCUAGGGUCGUUAUCCAUGACAAAGAGUCGUCUUGCGUUUCUUUUCGGCCCUGCCCGACCAAACGCUAUAUUGAAAUGGCUCCUAAUAAACUGAGCGAAGAAACUUCCGUGCAUUUUUUCGUAGGGUACUGUUAGUAUUACCCCUUUUCCGUAAGCAAUGGCUACGAGCACGUGCAAACGUCUACCACCAGGCAGGUCCUUGGAACCUUUUGAUGUAAACUUUAGGCCUUCUCCCUUCUGUCGCCAUAUCCGUGAUUUAUUUACAUUUGCACCGCUCUGCGGAUUGUAUUUGUGGACAAAGGACACGGCAUCUAAGUAAAAGGCCACUUCAUUUGCCCAAAACUGGGGAUUUUCCGCGGCUACACGUUUCAUUUUGCGAGCGAAUCGUACACGCAACUUGCGGUCGUUUUCACUAAGAAGGCCCUUUUUCCUCGCUUGCAAAUAUGAGUAACCACUUUCAUUUAAAUAACGAGAAAAUGUUCUUCUACUUGCCAUUUCAAAAUUAAGCCCACUUUGCUCCACUAUGCUUUUAACUGUAAUGUUUCUACAGUUUCUUGCCCUUAACUCCUUUAGCGCGCGGACAAGUUUUCGCACACUACGUUGACUUACUUUCCGUGGUCUCCCGCCUUUGUUACUUGACUUUGAUGCGUCCUUAUUUGGCGGAGGAUUGUCGCUGCAAAUCCUAGCAGCAGAAGACUUGGAAAUCCCACACUCUCUUGCUAUUUCACGGUACGAUGCCUUCCUGUACUUUCGCAAAAACAACGCUAAAGCUGUUUGCACACUUGUUAUUUUCUGGUCGCAAACCAUCCCGAAUUAAGCUAUGAAGCAACUUCUGAUGACUGUUUAAAAGUACAUGACUUCUUAUACAGAAAAGGUUAAGAUGCAGGCAUUCCCAGUCACGAAUUUUGUACAGUUUUGACGUGUAAGGAAACUCCCCGACGCAUGAAAAUGAGUACGUCACAGAUUCGUGAUAAGCAUUCGAGACUGUUCUUCUAUGCGCCUCAGGUCACGAAAUAAAUAACAAUUACUUAGUAAUACCUGGCAACUUUUUAUUUGAACUUACUAUACUUACGAAUCCACAACUUUUAUCUACGUUUCUUAACGUUUAAAAGACUUUUUCCUAUAGAAGGGUUUUCAGACAACCCUGGCCAAAACUCUUGGGACAUUAACCAAACAGCUGGUGAAAAUGACGCAUUUUUUCUCUCCCCCGUCCCCCGGUUCAGUGUUGACGUUACGGCUUCAAAUCUUUUUCAACACAAUCAACAUUGCUGAGGGGAGGGGGGACAGCAGAAACAGGCUCUUUCAACAACAUUUCCAAGCAUUUAUAACAGGUUAAAUAUGCGCCUCAUUUUCUUACGUGUCCCAAGACAUUUUGACCAGGGCUGUCUGAAAAUGGGUUUGUUAUAAAAAACAGAAUUAUAUCAUUUUCCGUGUUUUCACACAGUUCCUUUUUUCAUACACCUGCCUACAAGUCCAAGUCUGCACUGUGGAUCACUAAAAUUCGGCGCCCUUUAGAAAAAUGUACGCUACAAGAAGUACAGGCACAUAUGUGUAAUGGUUUGGGGAUCUAUUAGUAUAGGGGAGAUAACUGGAAAGUCAGCUUUCGUUUUAUUUUCUGACUUGAAACAAUGUGGUACAAUAAAGGGCAAGACGUUGUUUGUUCGUUAUGGCCAUAUUCAAAAGCAGGGAAAGUCACAUGAGCAAUCGGCACGUUCUGAAUGGUCAAGCGAUGACUUCGAAAAUUUGAAUUCAAAUUAAACGAUCUUUUUCGGGAACCCAACAGCUUAGAGAGUUCAGUACAGUAACGACUUGUUUAUCAACUGAAUAUGGCAUCCUUGGAUCAUUCAAGGCAAAGAAUAGUAUAUCUAAUUGCGUAUAGCCGUGCAGAUACCACCAAGUUUCCAAGUAAAGAGGGUUUCUCGUCACCUGUUGUAGAAGCCUGGCAGCAUUUUGGCAUUAGAGUAAUACAAUGGGUUACUUGCAUCGAGGCACAUAAUAACAAUAAUGAGUGGAGACGAGAUGAAUCUAUAUCACUACCAUAUGGCCUUAAAACUAGCAAAGCGGGGGAGAUGGCUUCAAGUACGAAACUACUUGGACAAGAAGUUUGGCGUUAAAGUGAAUUUUAGUGACAACCAUAAUUUGUACUACACAGCCUACCAGUAUGUCACCAAGGAAGAUUGUGAAGCGUUACACUCCUCUGGACAUCCUGACCUUACUGAUGCGGUUCCAUGGACUGAAGCUGCAAAAACUUCUAUGAAACGAAAGGCGAAAGACAAGGACAAAGGCCAGGGUAAAAAAUGAUGUCAAAGAUUGGAGCGUCUCAGUGUUUACGAUGUCUGUCAGAUAGUUCAACAUAAUGGUAUAAUGUCACGACUGGAACUCAUUUGCUUGGCUGUUAAAUAAAAUCGAGAGGGUAAAAGUUCUCUGGCACAGUUUAUCGCAAACCCGGGAAAUAAAGCAGUAGAGGAAGCUAUCGACUUAGCAAAAGAAUUUGCCAAAGCAGAGGCAAAGUGUCUCUGGGCUAAGAAGACCAGGAUCGAGUUAUUACAAGAACAAACUACAGGCGAGUGUGUCCAUGGUUGGGGGGGAGGUGGUUAGAAGCAGCUCAGCAAUUAUUGCAAAGGCACAAUAUUACAAAAGAAGAUUUUUGUACCAUAAUUUACACCACUUUGAGUAAGGGAAGAGGAAAGUACAGAAAUAUCUUUAUUUAUGGCGACACAAAUUGUAGCAAAUCGUUUAUCUUAGCUCCGUUGAAGGUCAUUUAUAAGACCUUUUGUAACCCCGCCACUGGUUCAUUUGUUUGGCUAGGAGCAGAGGACGCGGAGGUAAUUUUCCUCAAUGACUUCCGCUGGCAUCCCAAAAUUAUUGCCUGGGCUGACUUUCUACAGGCUCUGGAAGGCGACACAGUGCACUUGCCGACCCCGAAAAAACGUAUGUAG
Molecule: messenger RNA, 5185 nt
Organism: Porites lobata
Lineage: Eukaryota; Metazoa; Cnidaria; Anthozoa; Scleractinia; Poritidae
Source: the annotation of a GenBank genome assembly